Anopheles moucheti is the source of this 474-nucleotide messenger RNA. RefSeq names its product NADH dehydrogenase [ubiquinone] 1 beta subcomplex subunit 4 (gene ND-B15). Bases 85 to 402 code for a protein of 105 amino acids. Lineage: Eukaryota; Metazoa; Arthropoda; Insecta; Diptera; Culicidae. The record is from RefSeq and is a predicted model, not a curated record. Gene Ontology annotation, cellular component: mitochondrion. The transcript has 2 exons.
CGACGAAAAAACAACAAAUACUGCAGAAGAAUCGCUCUUCCGAACGGUGAACCAGCGCGAGAUCUUGUUCCUUUUGCAAACAGGAUGAGCCAACAGGAAAAGGCCGCCCGGCGUGCGGCUCUACGCAACGAGUACUGGCGCACGAUGACCAACCCGCAUAACCAUUUGCGUGGGGAGAGCGGUGGUGUGUUUGAUACUGGCCUAGCCCGGUUCCAGGCGAUGCGCGUUAACCACUAUGAGCACUUCAAGCCGACCGGACGCUCGUUCAAGAUAGGAUUGCUAACCGUCGUCAUACCGAUCAUCGUGUACGCUAAGAUGAUGAAGCAUGAGCGCGACCAGCGGGAACAUCAGUACCGCACCGGACAGGUGUCGUACGCUGACCGUCGCUUCAAGUUCAUCUAAAGCUGAAAGCUGUGCAACAUUUCUGUGAACCGGUGGUGUAGCAAUUGUGGAAUAAAUUGUGAAUAACAGGUA